AUGUAUUGAGUUAUACUUUAGGCCAUAACACACUGGUAUAAGCAUAAUUUAUCCGCUCACAUAACACGACUACAAAAUCAAGGCUUUGUUUGUAUAUUCAACUAUUAUUUGAAUAGACACACAAAGAUAUAUAUAAAGUCAAAUGUUAUCAGACAAUAAAAUAAAACAUGGACAAAACUCACAUUUACCCAGUAUCAGGGUGCAAAACCUGUUACUGAAAGUUAAAACCUUUGGGUAAAGUAUCCUGCAACCAUAAAGCAUUUAACAUGUGAGAAUCAGCAGUGACCGAAGAGUAGUUACACAGACAGAUGUGGCGUGUGCUUCAAUCAGCCCAAAACAACUUCUGAAUGAAACACUUCACAAAUCCCUCCGCGAUCUUCCUUUCAUUAAAGCCACUGUCAAAGUGUUAAUUCAACACAUGGGGGGAAAGCCAAGUCGUUUACCACUAUUACUUUACAUAAACCACGUGAAAUGUAUAAGCAACCUUCUCCUUUACCGCGUAUACGCUGUGGAUUUGAUCUGACGGUGCUAAAAUAAAGGUUAACUCGUUACGUGUUUUGGGCUCCAAGUAAAAUUCAAUACCUCUGCUCGAUGUAUAUGUUGUUUUUACUUCCCAAAACUAUUUUACCACUUCAGUUUUUGCUUCAAACGUGAACGGAGAAAACACAAGCACCGUCUGCUUCUGAAGGAGCUCAGAGAGAGCAGGGAAAGUUGAGUCUACGUGGUUCUCAUGCUGUGGUUAAAUGCGUAGCUCUGACCAGCAGCGGCUCAUUGUUGAUCACAGUCAGUUUGUGAGAGUCCAGAUUUGUUCCGAGAAAUCAUGGCAGAAGAAACCGCUUCAGCAGCUGCGGCAACCAAAGCGGCCAAGAAGAAAUCAGCAGCUAAACGCAAGAGAACAGGCCCAAGCGUCGGCGAGCUCAUCGUCAAGGCUGUGUCCGCAUCUAAGGAGAGGAGCGGUGUGUCCCUCGCUGCCCUGAAGAAAGCGCUCGCUGCCGGUGGCUACGAUGUGGAGAAGAACAACUCCCGCGUCAAGAUCGCCGUUAAGAAUCUGGUGACUAAAGGUACCCUGGUCCAGACCAAAGGGACCGGCGCCUCCGGCUCAUUCAAGCUCAACAAGAAACAGGCCGAGACCAAGACAAAACCCGCAAAGAAAGCUGCUUCUAAAGCCAAGAAACCCGCAGCCAAGAAACCUGCUGUCGCUAAGAAGCCCAAAACUGCAGCAACAAAGAAACCCAAAACUCCAGCAGCAAAGAAGCCCACCGCUAAGAAAUCACCUAAGAAGGUGAAGAAACCAGCCGUUAAAAAGGCAACAAAGAGCCCCAAGAAGGCAAAGAAACCAGCAACUCCUAAGAAAGCAGCAACUCCUAAAAAACCAACCAAGAGCCCAAAAAAGGCAAAGGCAGCCAAACCCAAAACGGCGAAACCUAAAACAUCCAAGCCUAAAAAGACAGCAGCCAAAAAGAAAUAAACUCAGCCCUUUCCCCCAUGUGUUUUAUCAAAAAGGCUCUUUUAAGAGCCACCCACUAAUUCAUAGUAAAGAGCAUUAUUUCAUCGGUCGUCUGUUCAAUGAAAGUGUAAUUGUCUUUCCUUUGUUACAAGUGAAAACAAAUUAAUGGGCCUGGGAUGUUCAUGUUGUGCAAAUACAUUUGGACCUUAAUAUUGAUAAGUUGAUGUUAUUGAUAAAGUCUGAAGUAUCUCUAGUAUGUUUUAAAUUGUAUACCAGUAAAAUAUUAAAUUAUUCUGCUUCAUGA
Messenger RNA from Ctenopharyngodon idella (grass carp), 1751 nucleotides. Its product is annotated as histone H1-like. The transcript has a single exon. NCBI's taxonomy places the organism in Eukaryota, Metazoa, Chordata, Actinopteri, Cypriniformes, Xenocyprididae. The coding region runs from base 821 to 1468 and encodes 215 amino acids. Gene Ontology annotation, cellular component: nucleosome. Gene Ontology annotation, biological process: nucleosome assembly. Gene Ontology annotation, molecular function: structural constituent of chromatin; DNA binding. The record is from RefSeq and is a predicted model, not a curated record.